This is a messenger RNA of Rhododendron vialii, 1463 nucleotides long. RefSeq names its product EID1-like F-box protein 3. The transcript has 2 exons. Lineage: Eukaryota; Viridiplantae; Streptophyta; Magnoliopsida; Ericales; Ericaceae. The coding region runs from base 16 to 987 and encodes 323 amino acids. The record is from RefSeq and is a predicted model, not a curated record. Gene Ontology annotation, molecular function: protein binding.
UUCGACACGUGUCCGAUGUUGAGAUAUACUCCUGUAGUGAGACAGCAGCUAUAUAUGGAAGAAGAAGAAGAAGCUAUAUGCCCACCCAAAAUGCCGGAAAUUUUCCCGAGAAUGAGCAAUAACCAGAGGCCGAGGCUCAACACGACCACCGAGGAGUCGGGCGGCGACUCCUCGUCGGGGAUACUCGACGAGCGGAUACUCCUGCUCGUGUUCGGGUCGAUCCAGUGGGACAUCCGCGCCCUGUGCGCGACGGCGUCGGUCAGCAGGAAGCUGCGGGCCGUCGCCAACCGCCUCCUGUGGCGGGAGGUGUGCGUGUACCGCGCGCCGCGGAUGAUGGAGGCGCUGACCAGCGGCGGGUCGAGCAGCCGGAUCGGGGGCGGCUGGCACGCGCUGGCCAAGCUCCUCUUCUUCUGCAGCGGGUGCGAGUCGACCCGCCAUUUCCGGCUGGGCCAGUCGUGCCCGGGCCACUUCGUGAAGGCGUCUCGGUUCUCGAAGACGUCGGGCCGGAGCUUUCUGACCAAGAAAUGCAGGAACGAUCUGCUGUACGUGAGCGACCCGUGCGAGCAUCCGCGCGGCAGCGGCGCGGACGACGAUUUGGGGAUUUACAGGGGGGUAUUUCGGGGAUUUAUGAAGUCGAGGACCAGGGCGUGUUUGAUCGCGAGACAGGUGGAGCUCGAGGAGAGGGUGAGGUGUCCCUUCUGCGGGUCCCGCGUGUGGAGCAUGAUGGAGGCCCGGCUCGUGCCGAGGACGGCCGCUAAGCGGCUCGGCUCGCAGGACGGGGGUUUGGAGUAUUUCUUGUGUGUGAACGGGCACAUGCACGGGGCGUGUUGGCUGAUCCCACUGUCGUCCGAUGAAGCUGAAUCGGAUAAGGAGGUCGAUGGUGAUGGGGAUAGUGAUGACGACGGUGGUGAUGAUGAUGAUAAUUGUGGGACCAGAAGAAGUGGUGGGGCCGAUGGAAUUGGAGUGCGUAAUGGGCCGGCGGCUUAAACGUUUCAGUUAUUCAUUCACGGUCAGGGUAUCUUUCGGCUUUCGCGUGGGUAUUAAUAACAGAACUUGACAGGCAAAUCACCACUCCCGUGUACAGACUGGAAUGGAUGGAAUCAUAGGACCACAAUGAGUUGAUGUGCUAAUUCAAGCGAGGUUGCUAACACACUUGGUCGGGUGGUCCUAUCGUCGUGACAUGUUGAGAGAUCUGCGAUUUCGGCGAGUUGCAGCAAUUGGCCAGACAUUAUCUUGAUAUUAAGAACAUGAUGAAUAUACGAAAUUUCCUUAUUUUCCCAUUUUUUGGGAUUGUAAUUGAUCUAAUGGAGCUGAUGUUCACAGCUAUCCUUAGAAAAUUUUCCUCGGUCCUUCUGAGUGUUUAAUUUUUUUACUUAUGUAUUUCCACGUUUUAUGUAUGUUUGUACCUGAUAUGCACGCAUUAGAAGAAACGGAUGAGAAAUUAAAAAGAUUCAAUUUCAAUU